Molecule: messenger RNA, 1272 nt
Organism: Ramularia collo-cygni
Lineage: Eukaryota; Fungi; Ascomycota; Dothideomycetes; Mycosphaerellales; Mycosphaerellaceae
Product: related to lipase 1
Exons: 3
Coding region: 1-1272 (423 amino acids)
Biological process (GO): lipid catabolic process
Molecular function (GO): triacylglycerol lipase activity
Source: RefSeq, a predicted model, not a curated record
AUGAAGUCCUCCAUUCUCACCGCAUUGGCGACGCUGCUCGUAAGCAGCAAUGCUUACUCAGACGACAUGCUCUUCAGCCUUAAGAGCCGCCCUUCUGAGCUUGGAAUGGACAUUCUACCUCCAAAGCAGGAUCCCUGGUACUCGGCCCCAGCGAACUUUGAGCUUGCAGCUCCAGGACAGAUCCUCAGAAUACGGGCUGCUAAAGGCAACCUUACCACCGUUCAGACCAACUCGAGUGAGGCAUACAAUAUCCUCUACCGGACAACAGACAGUCAAUACAAACCUACUUGGGCUGUUACGACACUUCUGAUACCAAACAACACCGUCUAUGGCUCAAACGACAAGCUCUUGUCAUAUCAAAUCCCAUACGAUUCGGCAGACGUCGAUGCCAGCCCUUCAUAUGCAAUGUACGCUGGAGAGUUGUCAGAUGUCGGAGCCGCGUUGGGACGCGGAUGGUGGGUGUCCGUCCCAGAUUACGAAGGGCCCAAGGCAUCCUUCACAGCCGGGGUAAUGUCAGGCCAUGCGACCAUCGACUCCGUUCGUGCGGUUCUUUCCUCUGGAUUCGGAUUGAGUCCUAAUGGUACCAAGUAUGCGAUGUGGGGAUACUCGGGCGGAGCUUUAGCCAGCGAAUGGGCGGCAGAAUUACAGGUGCAAUACGCGAGCGAGCUUGAAUUUGCCGGCGCUGCACUCGGAGGCCUUACGCCCAACAUCACCAGCGUUCUUACCGCGGUAUCGGGGACUGUAACGGCUGGCCUCGUUCCCGCCGGCAUCCUCGGUCUUGCCAGCCAGUAUCCAGAAUUGGAGCAAUACCUGCUUGAUAAUUUGAACAAGGAGGGCGAAUUCAAUGCUACAGGCUUCCUGGAGGCUCGUAACUACACCCUCGUCGAGGGUAUCAUUGCUUUCCUCGGAAACGACAUCACCGACUACUUCAUGAAUGGAACAGAGCUUUUGACUUCGCCCAUUGGCCAGAAGGUGACGAACCGAGAUGGAAUCAUGGGCUAUCACGGCGUUCCUCAAAUGCCCAUCUUCGCAUACAAGGCGAUUAUGGAUGAGGUCAGCCCUAUCAACGACACCGACAAACUCAUCUCGUCCUACUGUGGCAUCGGUGCGACGAUCAAGUACGAGAGGAACACUGUUGGUCUUCACUCCGACGAGUCAGGUAACGGAAGAGCGAGGGCGUUGGAAUUCUUGGACCAUGUUCUCUCUGGCGGCUGGAAUGCCACCGGAUGUCAGAUUUCGAACGUCACUGUCAAUGCUACAGCGAUGGCAUAA